This is a messenger RNA of Recurvomyces mirabilis, 2235 nucleotides long. RefSeq lists its product as uncharacterized. The record is from RefSeq and is a predicted model, not a curated record. The coding region runs from base 1 to 2235 and encodes 744 amino acids. Gene Ontology annotation, biological process: triterpenoid biosynthetic process; ergosterol biosynthetic process. Lineage: Eukaryota; Fungi; Ascomycota; Dothideomycetes; Mycosphaerellales; Teratosphaeriaceae. Gene Ontology annotation, cellular component: lipid droplet. Gene Ontology annotation, molecular function: lanosterol synthase activity. The transcript has 2 exons.
AUGAGCAUGAGAAAGCGUGGCCCAGUGAACGGCCAUUCUAAUGGACGUCUUAAUGGCUCAACCACGAAAACCACACGUAUAGAAGAUCCCAAGACCGACUAUUCUCGAUGGCGACUUCGAGACGACCGCGGUAUACAGACAUGGCACUAUCUACAGACAGAAGAGGAAAUGGAAGCAUGGCCACAAAGCAUUGCAGAUCGUCACUUCAUGGGUCUGGACACGGGUCUUCCCGCACUGCCACGUGCAAACAACCCAAUGCAAGCAGCUGAGAACGGUCUCGAGUUCUAUUCUAAACUACAGCUGGAGCCUGGAAAUUGGGCGUGCGAAUAUGGAGGACCAAUGUUUCUGCUACCUGGCUUUGUGAUCACGCUACACGUAACUGGUAUGCCUCUCGCCUUGCCAGAGCAGACGGAGAUCAUCCGAUAUAUCUUCAACAUGCAGAACCUUGGUGAGAAGAACGGUGGCGACGGUGGCUGGGGCCUUCAUAUCGAGGGCGAUUCUUCUGUCUUCGGUACAGCCAUGAAUUACACAACGCUACGAUUAUUGGGCGUAUCACCUGAGGAUCCACGCAUGCGAAAGGCGAGAGGCUGCCUCUACGAUUUAGGUGGGGCUCUCAAUGGACCUCACUGGGCUAAGUUCUGGCUCUCUUUACUCGGCGUCAUGGAGUGGGAGGUUGUCAACCCAGUCCCUCCAGAAUUCUGGUUGCUUCCUGAUUGGGUACCCAUAUCGCCUUGGAGAUGGUGGAUCCACAUGCGUCAGGUCUUCUUGCCCAUGGGUUUUGUGUGGUCGAAGCGAUGGGUGUAUCCAAAGGCGGAUACGGAUCCCAUCGUCCGUCAAUUGCGUCAGGAACUGUUCACCCAUCCGCAUGAAGAAAUCGCUUGGGCGAGAUAUCGCAAUGCCAUCAGUCCAAUAGACAACUACAACCCCAAAUCUUGGCUCCUCGAUCUCAUCAAUUACAUCUUGGUACUUGUUUGGGUUCCGUACUUACGGUUUGGCUGGCUUGUGAAGCGAGCAGAAGCGUUCGUCUGGAAAUUGAUACAGAUCGAAGACGCGAACAGCGACCAUGCUGAUCUUGCUCCCGUCAACUCGCCCAUGAAUCUGCUGGCAUGCUAUAUCCAAGAAGGUCCCGAAGCACACUCCGUGAAACGCCAUCGGGAACGACUGCAAGAAUAUCUCUGGCUCACAAAGGACGGAAUGUUAUGUUGCGGGACGAACGGCGUACAAAAUUGGGACACAUCUUUCACCAUACAGGCAGUGUACGAGAUUGGCCUUGCGGAAAAGCCCGAACACCGUCAGAUGCUGCUGAAGGCCUUGGAGUUCCUCGAAGAUCAGCAGAUCCUGGAGCACGCAGUGGGAUACGAAGGUUCUUCUGCAUACUCGGAUCCACCAACAGCCAAGACGUCGGCAGAGUGUGGUUGGCGACAUCCACGGCGAGGUGCUUGGGGAUUCAGUAAUCGUGCACAAGGUUACACAGUGUCCGACUGCACAUCAGAGGGUAUCAAGGCCACUCUGAUGCUGCAGACGCUGCGAGAUCCGAACAAUGCCUCAAAGAACUUGUUUCCGCAGGUGAUACCCGAGCAGAGGAUCAAGUGGGCAGCCGAUAUACUGCUCACAAUGCAGAAUGCGAAUGGAGCCUGCAGCUCAUAUGAAGCUACCAGAGGGAGCGAGCAUCUGGAGCUGCUGAACGCAGCCGAAGUCUUUGGUCGCAUCAUGGUCGAGUACGACUACCCGGAAUGCACUACAGCUUGUGUGACUGCUCUCGAACGCUUCACUCAGGUCUACCCCGAUUAUCGGACAGCAGACAUUCACAGCUUCAUAACACGGGCAAUUGCAUGGAUUCGUACCAACCAGCGGGCAGACGGGUCGUGGUACGGUAGCUGGGGUAUCUGCUUCACAUACGCCGGAUUCUUUGCACUAGAAAGCUUAGCCACUCAAGGCGAGACCUAUGCUAAUAGCGAGCGCGUACGACGCGCGUGUCAAUUCUUCCUGGAUCGACAGAAUGAAGAUGGUGGAUGGGGUGAGUCUUACAAAAGCUGUGAGACUGGAAAGUGGUGCCAGCAUCCCGAUGGUUCACAGGUCGUAAACACCGCUUGGGCGGCAAUCGCGAUGAUGAAGGGUGAGUACCCGCACAAGGAGCCGCUGGAGCGCGCUGUGAAACUCUUGAUGCAUAGGCAGCAGCCGAAUGGCGAGUGGCUGCAGGAGGGCAUCGAAGGAGUCUUCAACAAAAGCUGGUAA